Dinoponera quadriceps is the source of this 3247-nucleotide messenger RNA. RefSeq lists its product as uncharacterized. The transcript is spliced from 13 exons. Lineage: Eukaryota; Metazoa; Arthropoda; Insecta; Hymenoptera; Formicidae. Gene Ontology annotation, biological process: double-strand break repair involved in meiotic recombination; homologous chromosome pairing at meiosis; mitotic intra-S DNA damage checkpoint signaling. The record is from RefSeq and is a predicted model, not a curated record. Gene Ontology annotation, cellular component: nucleus; condensed chromosome. The annotation marks the transcript as partial. Gene Ontology annotation, molecular function: DNA polymerase binding.
UAUAGGUUCAACCUUUUGGCGCAAAAUAAGAUAACGGAAUAAGUUACGUUUGUAAGCGAAGAUAGUGUUUGAUACAGCGAAUAAGCUUUAAAAGUUUAUAUCGAGAAUAUUACAUGGGAAGGAUUUUCUCUUAACUAUGGAUAGAAGAAAAUUUAUGCUCAAAAGUUUACAUAAGAAUUUGGUAUUGGAGAAACGGCCGUUAAAAAGAAUUGAUUCUGGUAGUGAUCAAACAGAUCUUCAUACAACCAGCAUUACAAUACAAGAUGAAACUAACUGUUUUAAUGAUGAACAAUUGUCAAAUGUUGAAUCAUCGAAACCAUUAAAUAACCGAUCAUUAACAAGAAGUAAUUCUUCCUUUAAAAAAAAGAAAAAGGAUUCUUGCAAAAAUGAGGAGAAUUCAUUAGAAAGGAGUUUGACUACUGAAUAUAAAUUGUCAAAAGACCAAACAUCAGAUACAUUGAAAAAUAAUGAGAUAUUAGCAAGAGGUACUAGUGUUUCUACGGAGAAACUACUAACGCAGAAACGUAAAAUGAUAAGUUCUACAGAUUCAGAUAGUGAUCUUGACUCUUCAUCUAACAAAUAUAUAAAAAAGAAAAGGCACAAUGAAUCUAAAGCAAGCAACAUAAAAACUCGAUACACUGGCCAAAACAAUAAUACCCAGAAUUCCAAUACAAGGUUACUUUCUCAGAAUUGUAUAACACAUAUUAAACCAAUAAUGAUGUCCAAUAUUUCUCAGAAAGAGUUACAAGAUAAACCCAAAGAUUCACAUACAAGAUUUAAACAGUGUAAUGUCAACAAAAAAAAUUCUCAAAAAAAAUCAGAUCUUGUUGACACAUCUGUUCUUAGUAACUUUUUGCAGAAAUGUGGAAUUAUUUUCUCAAUUGAUGGUAUAUGUACUCUUAAUGUUCCAUUAUCUAUUGCAAAGCAGAAAGAUUUUACUGUUGUGAGCAGUGUGUCUCUUGCAAGAAUAUUACUGGAAGUUAUAGAAAUUCAGACAGAUGUAUACAAUAUCUUUAUAACUAAACUUAAUGAAUCUGUUAUGUUAGCAGAUACAGCAGAGAAAGUACCUUGGGCUAUACUAUUAUUACAUGAAUUUCGUUUUUUGGAUACUAUAGCCAGUGUUGAUGCAUUAACUGCAAAUAUAGAACAGCUAUUAGAAACAUGUCCAAUGUGGUUUCAACAUGAGCUUAUCUUAUUCUUGCCUGAUAUUUUAUUAGAUGUUCAACAUCAAAGCAUAGCUGAAGUUUUAACAAAAAUAAUGGAGGAAAAUUGUGAAUUAACAAAUGUAAUUUUAAAUUGCAUUGCCAGUUUCAAUCUCAACAAAGAAUAUUUGAUGGAAUAUAAAGUUAAAGUAUUAAAUUUGUUAAAAACAAAUAUAAAAUUGGAACUUGUACCAGCUAUUAUCAGAUUUCUUCUUGAUGACCUUGUGUCCCCUGAUAUUGUUAAGCAAAUGCUACUUGUACUACGUAAUAUAGAAAUGCAGCCUCUUGCUGGUGAUAAAGUUCAUAAUUGUUACAAAAAUCAAGUACAGAUAGUCAAAACAUUGAAGAUGUGCAUGUUAUUAAAUAAAGAUGUGACACAUACUGCAAUAACGGUAAUAAGAGACAUUAAUAAAAAUCCGAAACCGUUGGAUGUAAUCAUUUUGCUCUUGAUAUUUGCUGGAACAACAAAGCAAAAGAAUGCAGAAUCAUUAUUGAAGCAGAAUGUAAGAUGUGGUUUUUAUAGAACAAGUCUACUUCAAAUACUUUAUAAUGACUAUAAAGAGGUUGUUCGAGAAUUACAAUUAUCAAUAUUACAAUUAGCUGGUAAAUUUUUAAAGUCUGGAGAGUAUGUGUUUGUUAAUUUUGCAAUAGAAUGGUUCCGAUUGCAAUUUCUCAACCAAGAGAAGAUGUUUAAGCAGCGUGAAAUUAUAGAAAAGAUUAUUCUUCUUAUGGGUAAUAAUGAUCAAACAGUGAAACAUGCACUGACUGUACUUUGUAAAAUGGCAGAAAAUACUGUCGAGAGAAAUGGUUUAGUCUUACAAUGCAAUCAUUUAAGAGUUUUAUUAGAAAAAAUAGAUUGCUUCGGACUUCAAGAAGUUGGUACUGUAAAUGAUUUAUUACACAGUUUAUGUUUGCUUGAUGAUUCUACUUCAGAAUUAUUACGGGAUGAUUUAUUUAUACUAUUGCAAAAACAACUAUCUGCUGCAAAACCCCUCACGAAAUGCAAAGGUGUCAUGGGAGCAGUAAUGGCAAUAAAACAUUUAGCAGGAAAAGCUGAAACUUGUGAACAAGCCAUGAAAUUAUUUAAUCAAGUAACGAAGUGCGUGAGAAGUUGUCCUAAAUCACAGCCAUUGUUUUAUGACCAAUUAGAACAAAUAAUUGCACAAACUGAAUUUAUUAAUACAGAAUUUCUUAAGAAGAUCAGCCACUGCAUUGAAGAUGAGUUUGUUAAUACAUAUAUGACUGAUAAACCACAAUCCAGUAAACAUUUAGUUCCAAAAUUUGGACUGAAUAAUGCAGAAGAAGAACCACAAAAUUGUAUGCUAAAUUUUGGAAAUAGAAGAAGUGGUCCAAUCGCACCGAUAUUGUUUCGACUUCUCAAGACAUGUAACGUGAGACUUAAUGUACAUGGAGAAUUGGAAGCUAUAGAUGUACUUUUAGGAUGUGGAAUAUUAAUGCCACAAAACUUUGAUAUACCGGAACCUGCGGUAUUAGAUCUUCUCAUAUGUUGUAUCAAUUGGCUUAGAGAAAUAAUCACUGGCUUUGUCACUCAAAAAGAUCCUUUGUUGCGAAAACAAGUAUUGGAACGUUUAGACAUUUUGAUGUAUUUGCAAAGUGAAUUGGAUACAUUGCUAACAUUAUGUGACACUAAAUAUCAACCGCCGCCAUGUUACUUUCAUUAUUUUCCAUUACCUCCAUUCGUGAAAAUUGAAAAAAAACAUAAUAAAAAAGGGAAGAAGUUUAAAAAGGAAAAUAAAUCUACCGCUUCUAUAUCUGUAGAGAACGAGUUCUGGGAAACAAGUUCUACAUUAUGUUUCAAAAAUCCAGCUUAUUUUAGAAAAUUUGAUGCAAAGAUUGCCAAUCUAUUGGAUGUUAAAAUAGACAUGCUAUCAUCGCAACAUACAAUACAAACUAUAUCAAUAAAACAAGUCUGUUUUCUCGUAAGAGAACUGUUAGCCAUUUUUGAGAACGAACCCUCCGAGUGUUUUGUGAAAGAAUUAAUAUAUUUAUUACCAAAAGUUUGUUCAAAACUGGACGAUAUUGUC